UUUUUUCAGAUCAUGUUUCUUCAGGGAAUGAUAAGACAAUAAGUCAUGAAAUCAGGACGCAUCGUGUGGGCGUUAGUGUGGGCGUUGCUGGGUGUGGGAGUGGGCGGAGACGGGAACAAAGGAGGAAAAGACGAUAAAGAGUGUAAGGCAAAAACACUAUGGGUUGAGAAGACCGAAUUUCGAAACAUCCCGGAAGAAAAGUUUCUGAGAACGAACGCAUAUUACGACGCCCCUCAAGUUAUGACCAAGUUGUUGCUGUCUACGAAGUCUAUACCUUACUUCGUCACACAAACGCAAAUGGUUCCCCAGUUUAUGACUCGCCUUGCAACAUUGCCUCAGUACAUCACUCACACCGUCUUUAAGACAUUCAUAAGAUCCAUCACCAAGACUGUCAAGACUUAUCACACAAUAACAGCAGUCAGGACGCAGAAAUUCUACUCGACUGUGUGUCCUUAUAACCAGCACUAGCAUUUACUUGUAUUAACUGCAGUCUUCUACAUUCUUCUUUAGUCUACCAUAAUAUUUUUAUCGUUUUCUUUCAUAUUUUUUCAAAGAAAACAAAGGAUGAAAAUAAUUGUAUUAUUUUAAUUGAACGGUAAAAAAGAGGAACAUGUCUUUUGGAUCUUUAUAUUGUGAAGUAUGUUUUAUUUUGGGUAUUUUAUAUGUAUAUGUAAGUGUAAUAUACAAAUAAUAUAAGGUAAACUUGGCUAAUUUUAUCUUAUGAAUAUGUUAUAUUCAACAAUAUG
Messenger RNA from Penaeus chinensis, 746 nucleotides. RefSeq lists its product as uncharacterized. The transcript has 4 exons. NCBI's taxonomy places the organism in Eukaryota, Metazoa, Arthropoda, Malacostraca, Decapoda, Penaeidae. The record is from RefSeq and is a predicted model, not a curated record. Bases 46 to 468 code for a protein of 140 amino acids.